AUGGGAGUGAAGGCUGACGGUCGGCAGCUACACCAUUCGGACUUUGCUGAUGACAUUGUACUGAUAACAUCUAGCAUCAGCCAAGCGGAACGAAUCUUGACUGAGUUCGACGAAACAUGUGGAUGCAUCGGUCUUCAACUGAAUCUGCAAAAGACGAUAUUCAUGCGUGACGGAUGGCUUUUGGAAGCCUCAUUCACGCUCAGCGGAACGAAAAUAUCCGAAUGCACCAGAUACGUUUAUCUGGGUCGAGAAUUGAACAUGAAGAACGACUGA
This is a messenger RNA of Necator americanus (New World hookworm), 273 nucleotides long. RefSeq lists its product as uncharacterized. Bases 1 to 273 code for a protein of 90 amino acids. The transcript has a single exon. NCBI's taxonomy places the organism in Eukaryota, Metazoa, Nematoda, Chromadorea, Rhabditida, Ancylostomatidae. The record is from RefSeq and is a predicted model, not a curated record.